Molecule: messenger RNA, 4184 nt
Organism: Chara braunii
Lineage: Eukaryota; Viridiplantae; Streptophyta; Charophyceae; Charales; Characeae
Source: the annotation of a GenBank genome assembly
CCGCACACCCCUUCUAUCAGCGCAGCAAAGAGCCUUAAUGGACAAAACAGCAUGGCCUGCGUGUACUACUCCCAUGGGUUGGCAUGGUGACUGUGACCCGUGCUUCGACCAGGGCUCUUCAGAGGCACCGCCCUCUCCUGCCAGAUGCGCCACCGGGAAGAAUGUCGUCUCUCAAGAUAGAGCGCACACGACUCCUCACCAAAGAGCGGACACUCAAGUUGGACUCACUUCCUCACGUUUGCUUGUUGAUUGCGAUGGAUAAGAAAGGAGGCGGUGCGGCAAUUGGUUCUGUGGCAGUGAUCGGUGCCGGCGUCAGUGGUUUGGCAGCUGCUUUCCGAUUUCGAAAGGAAGGCGUUGCAGUGACGGUAUUCGAGGCCGAGGUCCCUGGGGGAGUAAUUCAGACUGAAGGCAAGGAUGGAUUUCUGUGGGAGAAGGGGCCGAAUACCAUGGCGGAAAACCAUCCUGUUGUGGGACAGGUCAUCUCAGAGCUUCAACUGCAGCAAAAGAUAGCUUGGCCGGCGGAUCAGUCCAAGAGAUACACCGUACGCAACGGAAAAGCAGUCAUGCUGCCGGCGAGCCCCUUGGGAUUUCUCACGACCGAGGCACUCUCACCCCAAGCGAAGUUGCGGGUGCUGAUGGAGCCUUUUCUCUGGAGGCGACGUGGAAACAGCGUGGGAAAAAGCGGAGGAGCUGCCAUUGACGAGGACGAGAGCGUCGGGGACUUUCUCGAAAGGCACGUUGGUAAAGAGCCUGUCGAUUACUUAGUUGACCCUUUUCUGGCCGGAACGGCUGGAUCAGACCCACAGUCGAUUGCUGUGAAAUAUGGGCUCCGAGGACUGUGGGAACUGGAGCAGAGGCACGGGUCUCUCUUCGUUGGGGCGCUGGCAGGCGCACUGUCAAAGCUUGCGAAGAAGGCCUCGGCGCGCACCAAGGGGGUUGCAGCAGCACCGGAUUCGUCCAAGUUGUUGACGUCAACGAUAAAGGGAAGAACCGGAAGCUCUUUCUCCUUCUUGGGGGGCAUGCAGACUUUGCCGAAUGCGCUGAUGGAGAGGGUCGGCCGUGACCGAGUGCGGACUGGAUGCGCCGUGGUAGGGCUCGAUGGGCGUGUGCUGACGGGGGCGAAGCCCGAGCGGUGGGAGUGGAAAGUGUCCUACACGCAGAGGGCAAACAAAAAUAAGAAGCGCCAUGAGAUGUUCGACGCAGUGCUUGUGACAGCUCCACUUCACAAGGUUAGGAAUUUCGAAGUUGUGAAGGCCGGAAAGAAAUUCCCUCUAGACUGGCUUCCACAGGUGAAGUACGCGGCGUUGUCGGUAAUUGUCCAGGCCUUCAGAUUGGAAGACAUAAAACGCCCUCUUCCAGGAUUCGGAGUUUUGGUUCCGUCCAAAGAGCAGGAUUUCAGAACGCUGGGGACAAUCUUUUCGUCGUCAAUGUUCUCCGACCGAGUUCCGCCGGGUUACGCUCUGUUCAGCUCUUUCAUGGGCGGCACCCGUGAUCAACAGCUCGCAGGAAGGCCAGCGGCGGAGCUGCAGAAGCUUGCCUUUCAAGAUCUCAAACGACUUAUCGGUGUGGAGGGGAACCCUGUCUUGACAAGGCAUAUAUGCUGGCCGCAAGCGUUUCCCGUUUACGGCAAAGGUUACGGCGCCGUUCUCAAGGCCAUGGAAACAAUGGAGAGGGACCUUCCCGGUGUCUACUUUGCCGGAAAUCACCGAAAUGCCCUCUCCGUGGGGAAGGCCCUGCAGUCAGGGUACGAGGCAGCAGGAAACAUUGUAGAAGAUCUGAAAAGCCGUCGGUCAGGGAACCCUGUCACUGUUGCGUCUGCUCUUCCUCCUCCCGGGACUUGUCAAGAAACUGUGAUAUGCUGAGUCCAGGGACACCGACGACGGAAGAAAGUUUGUUUUAUUGAGAUCCAUUUCGAUUCUUUGCAGGGAGCCUUCAUUGCAUUAUCAUGGUCUUUAAGAAGCCUGACAGCCGGAGGCAGGUGACCGCACUGCAAGGACCUGUGUGCGAGUCCCAUGUGGGACCGCAAUCGUCCCAUCCCAUGUGGGACUUCACUCGUCGUCCCAUGUGGAACUUCACUGGUCCCAUGCGGGACUUUACUCAUCCCAAUGAAUCCUAGCAGGAGGGAAACAAACUCUCUUCCUGGCAGGUCUUACUCUCCAGGACGCAUACAGUUCUGAGUCAAGAAAAUUCUAUCUGCAGUGCUCCACACACACUCCGUUUUGGACACAACCAACUGUAGGGAACUCGGGUCCAAACACGUCCACAUACGGGUUCACGUUCGUUCGUGCCUUGGUCAUCACAAGUCACGAUGCAGCUAUACGCGUUCAGAAUGCAGAGGCAUCUUUGUCAGUGUGCAAGUUCUAAACGCGUGUGCACUGUGCACAAAUCGGAAGGGCAUGUGUUCAAGUCCAGACCUCGUCAUACAAGCUAAAACUGCAGCGAACAAACCGUAUUCGAAUUCUUCUUUGUCAGUCUGCAAGCUCUAAAUGUGCGUGCACUGUGCACAAGUGAGGAGGGCAAGUGUUCAAGUCCAGACCUCCUCGUACAAGCGCGGAAGUUCGACCGCGCUGUGCACAACUGCGGGAAGGGCAUGUGUUCAAGUCCAGAACUCCUCGUACAAGCUGAAGUGUAGCCUCAAACUGUAUCCGUAAUAAUUAUUCUAAGUACGGUAGCGAGGUCAGGUCAAGCGGAGCUCGUCUGUACAGGUAAAGCCGAGCUCAUCUGCACAGGUCCGAAGACUGCGAAGACUCUGAACUCGUCCACACACUCCGGAUAUUUAUCUGUCCGAUUAAUAGCUUCAGUUAUUCGUGCGAGUCUUUGUGUAAUCCUGUUCACUUAAGACAGAGCUAGCCAGCGCAUGUGGCUGAAUGACACACAGAUGUAACUUAGCACUGAUAGCCAGAUCAUGAGUUCAAAACUUCAAAUGUCGAAUCCCGAUGGAAUCAGAUGGAUACAAUGACACGAGGGGCAACAAACCCCCUCAACAGAAACAAGUUGAAAAAAGAGACACAGACACAGACAGCUGCAUUAGUACAAAGUUAUGACGAAGUCCAAAGGCAUUUCGACGAGUGCAAGGAUUAUCACAUGUACGGUUGGACCCUCGCUCACUUGUGGGAGUGUGGUCAUUUGCACGCAGAUCGACCCGCAUGGGACUGUUGGUUCAGGAAACGUGGCGCAUGUCCAUGCAUGUGGCUCUGUCGAUGAGGGUCUGUGUGGGCCUUUCUUAGUGCCUGUGAGUCUGCUGGAGCAUCUUUUUUUUUUCUUUCGAAAAAGCCCGUGGAAGGCUGUCGGCCUUUGUGUCGGGGCUUCGAAGUUUGGGGAAGAACUAAGAGUCGCAAAAAGCUUUAGCAGUGUCCAUUAGCUUUUGCAAGUCGCCGCAGGAGUGUGAUUACGUGCGCACAAAUCCAUCCUCAUAAAUUGGCAAGGGUGGGUCAGGGGGGACAACAUAUCAGAGCCUUUCUGGGCCUGUUCGAGUGCCGAGUAGUCUCUGGGCCCGUUUGAGCGUUCGAGUGCUGAGGAGUCUUCUGGGCCCAUUCUAGUCCUGAGGACUCUCUGAGAGGCUGCCGAGGAGAGGAGUCCCUGGGCCCAUUUUGAGUACCGAGGAGUCCCUGGGCCCGUUUGAGUGCGGAGGACUCUCGGAGUCUCGGGGUAUGUUUGAGUGCUGAGGACUCUCUGAGUCGCUCGAGUGCUGACGAGUCUCUGGGUUGUCAAGUGCGGCGGACUCCCUGGGCCUGUUCGAGUGCCAAGGAGUCCCUGUGCCAUUCCAAGUGCUGGGGAGUCUCUGGGCCUGUUCAAGUGCCAAGGAGUCUCUGGGCCCAUUCGAGUGCCGAGGAUUCUCUUGGGAACCCGUUCGAAUGGCGAGGAAUGUGGAAGCAUCUACGAGUCGGUGGAACGUGGUAUAGGUUUGGUGAAGGCUCGACGUUGGUAGAGGAAUACGGGUCUUGAAGAGGCUAGCAAUCUGCGGGGGCGCUUUUAACCAGUCUCUGCGGGUCUAUACAACGUGCAUAGAGGAGUCUGCACAAGCCAGCAGACGGCUGGCGGACUCCAUUUAAGUUUUGAGCAAUAUAUCUAUCCUCCGGGUGAUCUUCGUUGAAAUGAAUUAUGAAAUGCUGCGUAGCGAAGUGAAAUGGCAUUCGCCCUACUUUGCUACGGGCUCGAAUUUAGAAUAAAAUAAAAUAAGUUAA